Bipolaris oryzae ATCC 44560 is the source of this 765-nucleotide messenger RNA. RefSeq lists its product as uncharacterized. The transcript has a single exon. The record is from RefSeq and is a predicted model, not a curated record. NCBI's taxonomy places the organism in Eukaryota, Fungi, Ascomycota, Dothideomycetes, Pleosporales, Pleosporaceae. The coding region runs from base 1 to 765 and encodes 254 amino acids.
AUGUGGCUGGCGUGGCCGUGGCGGCCGCCGCCGUCGCCGAGCCACAACGCGGGCAGAGUGGAGGCUUGGGGCCCUGGCGGCUCUGGGGCGAGGUGUUGCAUCGAGGACAGGAUAUGCAGGCAUCAAGAGCGAAGAGUGGAUGGUACGGCUGAUAUGGGACGAGCAGCGAGCAGCGAGCAGCGAGCAGGACAUGCGGCAGCGCUGGGGGGACGACGUUUGGGCGUGGAUGUGACGAGAAGAAACGGCAGCAGCGGAUUCCGUGGAGCAGGCAGCACAGGGCCCCGCAGCCAAUCAGCGCCGCCGCCAUGGCUGGACGGCCGGGGUGUGUCUGCUUUGGCGCGCAGAUCGAGUUCGCCUGCAGUCCGAGCGUUGGCUGGGUUGGCUGGGUUGGCUGGCCUGCUGGCCUGCUGGCCUGCUGUGACGGAGCCCGCCCUGGGCCUCUCUCCCUGUGCCUCUCUCUCCCUGCGCCCGUCUCUCCUGCCCUCUUGCUCUCUUGCCCUCUUGCCCUCUCUUUCGCUUCCCGCACCGCCCUCUGCCCUGCGCGCCAGCCCACCAGCUGCAUACGGCGGUGCGCGUGCAUGCAUGCGCCGCUGCAUUGUCUCCAUGUCACUACAUACAAAUGUGCGCGGUGCCGCUGUUCACCCGGCCAGCCAACGCGAGAGGCGGCGAAUCGUAAACACGCACAGGGUGCCCGCUGCUGAAACACUGCGCCGCCACCCAAACGUCAUUGCCAACGGCCUGCAGCAGCUGGGCCGCCUGCCAUAG